This is a messenger RNA of Rotaria sordida, 1041 nucleotides long. The record is from the annotation of a GenBank genome assembly. Lineage: Eukaryota; Metazoa; Rotifera; Eurotatoria; Philodinida; Philodinidae.
AUGUCGACAACAACAACUAUUGAACCAAAGAAAGAAUCAUUGGGUAUAUCAGCUGCUCUCAUUCUCAGUCUUGUUGGAUUGACACUUCUUCUUGUCAUUGCUAUCCUGAUCAAACGAGAAAUUCGUCGAGGAAAUGUUAAAUCUAAACGUGAUGGACAUUUUUGGUCAUGUAAAUUUUUUCGACGAUAUACUCAAUCAAAAUUGCCUACAGAUGGAAAAGUCCCUACUAAAAUCAAACCACCAUGGCUUCUUGUUGGUCACCAUGAAUUACCUGAACGUUUUUAUACAAAAGAUGAAUGUCCACAAUAUAUUGCUCGAAUGUUUACAAUUGAUCUUUAUAAUGUUUUACAACAUACUUGUCAAGAAACAUUUUCUGAUAUGGAUACAAAUUUACCAUUUGAAUCUUAUUUAAUUAAUAAUUAUCCAUCAUUAAAUGAAACAAUACAUUCAUUUCGAAGACUUAAAAUUCGAGCAGAAAUUGAUCUAGUGCCAUUUACUCUCGAUGAUACAAAAGUUGCAAUUAAGAUGUUUAAUCAAUUAUUACAAAAAUUAUCUGAAUUUGUUAAUAAUCCAUAUCUUCGUCAACGUCAAAUAAAUAUGCCAAUUAGUACACAAAAUGAAGAACAAAGAAUAAAAAUGAGUUCAAAUUAUAUUCCAUUAUUACCAAAAGAUUUAUGUCAUAUACCACUACGACCAGUUGAUGAUGAUUCAUUAGAAAAUAGAAAUAAAAGAUCACGUUCGAAAGGUCGUUUUCCUUUUCAUUUACCAUCAGUUUUCAAACGUAAAUUUUUUACAACGAAAUCAUCAUCAACACAAAUGUCACAAUUAUCCAAAGAUAGAGAUGAACAACCGUCUUCAAAUAUUGCAAAUUCAGGUGAAGACAAUGAACAUAUUGAUUCUACAGUUGAUAAUACAACGGUUAAACAAAAUCGUCAAAAAAUUAAACGACAAGCUGCUACAGAUGCUAUACCCUUAGUAGAAUUUCAUGAUGCACUUUCACAGUCAACAACAUUUGGUUCAGACGCAGAACACCAGUCAUAA